Thrips palmi is the source of this 692-nucleotide messenger RNA. RefSeq names its product rutC family protein UK114 (gene UK114). The record is from RefSeq and is a predicted model, not a curated record. The coding region runs from base 60 to 593 and encodes 177 amino acids. Gene Ontology annotation, cellular component: cytosol. Gene Ontology annotation, molecular function: deaminase activity. The transcript has 5 exons. NCBI's taxonomy places the organism in Eukaryota, Metazoa, Arthropoda, Insecta, Thysanoptera, Thripidae.
CGGGCUGCAUUGUAGGCGCGCGAAUCCGCCGCCGCGCCGGAAGGUUGGCUGCGCUGCCGAUGACGGCACACUGGCAGACGACAGUGCACUUUCGGUCCGGCGAUCACCAGCACCGCCAGCACGCACUCCGUCGCCAGCAGCCGGGACUGGAAGAACAGACCGCCGCGAGGACAAGCACAGACAUGUCCAAGAUCAUCAAGAAGAUCAUCAAGACGCCGCUGGCCGCGGCGCCCGUCGCGCCGUACAACCAGGCCGUGGUGGCCGGCAACACCGUGUACUGCUCCGGCAUGCUGGGCGUCAACAAGGACACCAUGCAGCUGGUGCCGGGCGGCACCGUGGCCCAGGCCAGGGAGGCCUUCAUCAACCUGCGGCACGUCCUGGAGGCCUCGGGGUCCUCCUUCGAGAAAGUGGUGAAGAUGACGGUGCUGCUUCAGAACCUGGACGACUUCAAGGACGUCAACGAGGUCUACAAGGAGUUUUUUAAGCAGCCAUACCCAGCCCGCACUGCCUACCAAGUCGCCAGACUGCCCAUGAACGCCGCCAUUGAAAUGGAAGCAGUCGCCCUCGUCGGGGAAGUCCAGAUUGUCGAAUAAACCAAAUCGCCUGUAAAUUUCAUCAUUUUUGCCUGUGUUAUAGAUGUUUGUCAUCAUAUUUUUUCCAAAAUUGUAAAAUAAAUACUUUUAUAUUUUUUC